Molecule: messenger RNA, 732 nt
Organism: Penicillium digitatum Pd1
Lineage: Eukaryota; Fungi; Ascomycota; Eurotiomycetes; Eurotiales; Aspergillaceae
Source: RefSeq, a predicted model, not a curated record
AUGGGGUUUUCCACCGCUACACCAGAAGUCCAACCCCGCUACCGUCAACUCUUCACCGAGUUAGAGAACCGCUUCAAAUCAACUACUCUGGGCAGUGAUAAAUGGUACAUCCUAGCCAUUUCCACCCUAGUUGCCAGCCCAGAUCCAGCACGAGCAGACCAGCUCUACCUCCACCUUACUCAGCAAGCAGACUACGCAACCUCAGCAGCCCGGCAAGCCCUGAUCCGCCGGCUGCGCGAGGCACUCGUCAAAUCCGUUCCCAUCGUCGGAGUUUGCAGGCCCAUCGAGGCAAUUUUGGCCAUUAGCGAGGUCGAGCGCGACGAGGACAAGGAUUUCACCUUCACUCGCGAGGGAUGGCAAUGUGAUGAGGCGAACCACAAGCGGGGCACAGGGUGGCUGCAGACGCUGUACGCGCAUAACACGACAGACACGCUGGAUCUAUUCAAUGCGCAUAAGGAUUUCUCUUGGCUGUCCAAGGACAUCACUUACGGGUUGUUUUUGUCGGAUCGUCAGGUCUUGGAUGAUCUUGAUACACAGCUUGUGGUGCUGCCUGGUAUCAUGAGUCAGAACCUGCCGAAGGAGACCCAUUGGCACAUUCGUGGUACGAGGCGCAUUGGUGUUCCUCAGGAAGAGGUCCGGGUUAUUUGGGAUUGUGUGCAGCUUGUCGCUCAGUUUCAUGAUGUUAAGCUUCACAAAGUGCCCACUGUUCAGGCAGUUGAGUAUGAUGUUUAG